AUGUCCCGGACGGACCCGCAUCCCGGGAGGGGCUUGGCGGGCUGCUGGCUGUGGGGAGUCCAACCCUGCCUGCUGCUCCCCACCGUGCCUGUCUCUGGGCUGGCGCGGCUGCUUCUGCUGCUGCUGGCCUCCCUCCUGCCCUCAGCCCAGCCGGCCAGCCCCCUCCCCCGGGAGGAGGAGAUCGUGUUUCCAGAGAAGCUCAACGGUAGUGUCGUGCCUGGUUUGGGCUCCCCUGCCAGGCUGUUGUACCGCUUGCCUGCCUUUGGGGAGACGCUGCUACUAGAGCUGGAGCAGGACCCCGGCGUGCGGGUCGAGGGGCUAACGGUGCAGUACCUGGGCCAGGCACCUGAGCUUCUUGGCGGGGCAGAGCCGGGCACCUACCUCACCGGCACCAUCAAUGGAGAUCCGGAGUCCGUGGCAUCUCUGCACUGGGACGGGGGAGCCCUGUUAGGGGUGCUCCAGUAUCGAGGGACCGAACUCCACAUCCAGCCCCUGGACGGAGGCACCCCUAACUCUGCCGGAGGGCCUGGGGCUCACAUCCUACGCCGGAAGAGUCCUGCCAGCGGCCAGGGCCCCAUGUGCAACGUCAAGGCUCCUCCCGGGAAUCCCAGUCCCAGGCCCCGAAGAGCCAAGCGCUUUGCUUCACUGAGUAGAUUUGUGGAGACCCUGGUGGUGGCAGAUGACAAGAUGGCAGCAUUUCAUGGUGCAGGGCUAAAGCGCUACCUGCUGACAGUUAUGGCAGCAGCGGCCAAGGCCUUCAAGCACCCAAGCAUCCGCAACCCUGUCAGCUUGGUGGUGACUCGGCUGGUGAUUCUCGGGCCAGGCGAGGAAGGGCCCCAAGUGGGGCCCAAUGCCGCCCAGACCCUGCGCAGCUUCUGUGCCUGGCAGCGAGGUCUCAACACCCCUGAGGACUCGGACCCUGACCACUUUGACACAGCCAUUCUGUUUACCCGUCAGGAUCUGUGUGGGGUCUCUACUUGUGACACUCUGGGCAUGGCUGAUGUGGGCACUGUGUGUGACCCGGCUCGGAGCUGUGCUAUUGUGGAGGAUGAUGGGCUCCAGUCUGCCUUCACUGCUGCUCAUGAACUGGGCCAUGUCUUCAACAUGCUCCAUGACAAUUCAAAGCCAUGUGUUGGUCUGAAUGGGCCUGGGAGCACCUCCCGCCAUGUCAUGGCUCCUGUGAUGGCUCACGUGGAUCCCGAGGAGCCCUGGUCCCCCUGCAGUGCUCGCUUCAUCACUGACUUCCUGGACAAUGGCUAUGGGCACUGUCUCUUAGACAAGCCAGAGGCUCCCCUGCAUCUGCCUGUGACUUUCCCUGGCAAGGACUAUGAUGCUGACCGACAGUGCCAGCUGACCUUCGGGCCUGACUCACGCCAUUGUCCGCAGCUGCCGCCACCCUGUGCUGCCCUCUGGUGUUCUGGCCAUCUCAAUGGCCACGCCAUGUGCCAGACCAAACAUUCACCCUGGGCCGAUGGCACCCCCUGUGGGCCUGCACAGGCUUGCAUGGGUGGCCGAUGCCUCCACAUGGACCAGCUCCAGGACUUCAAUAUCCCACAGGCUGGUGGCUGGGGUCCCUGGGGAUCAUGGGGCGACUGCUCUCGGAGCUGUGGGGGUGGUGUCCAGUUCUCCUCCCGGGACUGCACGCGGCCCAUCCCCCGAAAUGGUGGCAAAUACUGUGAGGGCCGGCGAACCCGCUUCCGUUCCUGCAAUACCCAGGACUGCCCAACUGGCUCAGCAUUGACCUUCCGUGAAGAGCAGUGUGCUGCCUACAACCACCGCACUGACCUCUUCAAGAGCUUCCCAGGGCCCAUGGACUGGGUCCCUCGCUAUGCGGGUGUGGCCCCCCGGGACCAGUGCAAGCUCACCUGCCAGGCCCAGGCGCUGGGCUACUAUUAUGUGCUGGAGCCACGGGUGGUAGACGGGACCCCCUGUUCCCCGGAUAGCUCCUCAGUCUGUGUCCAGGGCCGCUGCAUCCAUGCUGGCUGUGAUCGUGUCAUUGGCUCCAAAAAGAAGUUUGACAAGUGCAUGGUGUGCGGUGGGGAUGGUUCUAGCUGCAGCAAACAGUCUGGCUCCUUCAGAAAAUUCAGGUACGGAUACAACAAUGUGGUCACUAUUCCUGCGGGGGCCACCCACAUCCUUGUCCGGCAGCAGGGGACCCCUGGUCUCCGAAACCUCUACCUGGCCCUGAAGCUCCCAGAUGGCUCCUAUGCCCUCAAUGGUGAAUACACGCUGAUGCCCUCCCCGACAGAUGUGGUACUGCCUGGAGCAGUCAGCUUGCGCUACAGCGGCGCCACUGCGGCCUCUGAGACACUGUCAGGCCAUGGGCCACUGGCCCAGCCCUUGACACUGCAGGUCCUGGUGGCUGGCAACCCCCAGAACGCACGCCUCCGAUACAGCUUCUUUGUGCCCCGGCCAGCCCCUUCAACGCCACGCCCCACUCCCCAGGACUGGCUGCACCGCAAGGCACAGAUUCUGGAGAUCCUCCGGCAGCGCCCCUGGGCGGGCAGGAAAUAA
Messenger RNA from Equus caballus (horse), 2514 nucleotides. RefSeq names its product ADAM metallopeptidase with thrombospondin type 1 motif 4 (gene ADAMTS4). Gene Ontology annotation, molecular function: metalloendopeptidase activity. Gene Ontology annotation, biological process: extracellular matrix organization; proteolysis. Gene Ontology annotation, cellular component: extracellular matrix. The record is from RefSeq and is marked validated. Lineage: Eukaryota; Metazoa; Chordata; Mammalia; Perissodactyla; Equidae.